UAUUUUUAUGUCGCAAAGAACGGUGCGAUCGCGAGUUAACCUUAUCGUGUAUAGAAACACACAUGAUACCUUUCCUUUGUAUAGAAAUGCUGAGUAAAGUUAUCUAAUUUUUUUAGUGUUUACGGUUACCUACAGCACAGCGUGUUUAUUAAUUUAAAACAUGGCCUGGACGGGAUACCAGAAGUUCCUUGCCCUGAUGAUGGUAGUCACAGGGUCCAUCAACACUUUGAGCACUAAGUGGGCUGACAAAGUUGAAUCAAAGGGAUCAGAUGGUGUAGUUAGAGUUUUUGAGCAUCCUUUCUUGCAGGCAGCAGCUAUGUUUCUAGGUGAAAUGCUGUGCUUACUUGUAUUCAAACUGAUAUAUUUUAAGACCCGGAAUACAGGAGGCCACCAACUGACACAGGGCAACCAGAGUUUUAAUCCUUUCAUCUUGAUGCCAGCUGCUAUGUUUGAUUUAGUGGGGACCUCGAUCAUGUAUGUGGGCUUGACACUUACAUAUGCUAGCAGUUUUCAAAUGUUUCGAGGGUCGGUUAUAAUAUUUGUGGCAGCAUUCUCCACUAUCUUCCUUGACAAACAAAUCAUCAAGAGAGAGUGGGCGGGCAUAGGUGGCGUGAUCCUGGGGCUGGUGAUCGUGGGGUCGACGGACGCCAUCUUCCGCGAGCCCGGCGAGACCAAGGGGCCCAACAGCCUCAUCACCGGCGACCUGCUCAUCAUCGUGGCGCAGGUCAUCACCUCCUGCCAGAUGGUCUACGAAGAGAAAUACGUUAGAGGGUUGAACAUCCCGCCGCUGCAGGCGGUGGGGUGGGAGGGGGUGUUCGGGUUCUCGGUGCUGUCGGCGCUGCUGGUGGUGUUCUACUGGACGCCGGCGCCGCCGCACUUCGGCCACAACGCGCGCGGCACCGUCGAGGACGCCAUCGACGGCCUGGUGCAGAUAGGAAAUAAUCCAGUACUACUAGUGGCGAUUCUCGGCACGAUAGUUUCGAUUGCUUUCUUCAACUUCGCCGGCAUCAGCGUGACGAAAGAAAUGUCUGCCACCACGAGGAUGGUGCUUGAUUCCGUUAGGACACUGGUGAUCUGGAUGGUGUCGCUGGCGGUGCGCUGGCAGGUGUUCCACUGGCCGCACCUGCUCGGGUUCGCCGUGCUCAUCUACGGCAUGGCGGAGUACAACGCGCUGGUGCCGCGGUGCCGACGCGCGCCCGCCGCCGCGCCGCCCGCGCCCGCCAGCGCCGCCGCCGACCACGAGGACGACCAAGAGGAGGCCUAGCCCCGCCCCACCGAACAUAACACACUAACGCAUACAUAUUAAGUAUAUCUAUAUUUUUCAUAGCCCUAAGUUCACAAAAGCGUUGUAAUGUUAGUAGGUUGACUUAUUUUAGUGUUCCCAAUCAGUCACAUCUUCGGGAACAAACGAACACGGAACUAAACAUUUAAAUGAAAAAUUAAAUAUUAUUAUAUUUUUUCAGCAAAUACCUUACCUAUACCCAUUUUUAAGUUAACUGUGCGCGUGAAAGAGUCUUAUUCAACGCGUAUUCCUCGAACCAAUACGAAUAUUCUGGUGUCAGUCUGGAGUCUGGUGGUGGUGCUGCCUAGUAUCGGAACAGUAGUCAGAGAAAUAAGAUAGUCUUAGACUCUGACAUUUUAAUUUUAAAUUAUGGGACCAAAGACGCGUGUUCUAAAGCAAAAGAGUUCUCGGUGACGGAACGAGAAGUCGUAUACGUUGUAUAAUAGUGUGUUAAAAAAUUACAAUGCAAUCACUAGUAACAGGAAUGAUUAAGAAAUUAUUAUUUUAGGCUACAAAAUCAGUUCUCAGUGCCAUGUGUGAGAGCGAAAUCGCAGACCUCCAUUAUAGUUCAGUUGGAGUUGUGUUAUAAUAACAACGUGUUCGCAUAUUCCAGUUUCUAAUCUUUCUAGUGUAAAUGUCUUGUUAAUAUGAUUGCAAACAUCACUUAUUUAUAUACAGGAUGUUCGGGAGAAGUACUAUUGAUAUUACCAAACAUUAAGUCACAAUGAAAUAAUACUAUAGAAAAAAAUCUCUGAAGGUAAUCAUGAGUCAGUGAACACUAUACCUCAUGACUCUCAACAUGACGCGCAAACACCGUUACAAUCCGUGGAGCUCUUUCCGAGCACCUAUGUAGUAUAAUAAGAUUAAGUGGAUGUACGUUACCUAUCAUUCGCAUCAUUCGCCCUCUCGAUAUUCUACAUACAUACCUCCUCGCUUAAUCGCAAUAUAUACAGGCUGAUUUUUAAAACCCGAAUCACAAUGUCAAUUGUCAAAAAAAAAUAUUUUUUUUUCAUCCACAAUUUAAUUUUCACCUGUAUAUUUACACAUUGUAUUAUAUUUUCACGUAUAUUGGAUAUUAUUUACUUUGUAGUAUUAUCGUCAUAUGAAUUGGUUGGUUGAGCAUAUCUUGACCCACUAUUUUGCAUUCAAUCAAGUUUAUAAUAUGGAUUAUAUUGUUUUUAAGUUGUCACUUGAAGCUAUAAAUAUAACUUGAGGGUGGUAUUUCACCUGUCCAAUUUCUUUGUCCAAUGUGUAUUUUGUCUCAUAAAUAUUUUGCUUAAUGAACUCUUACUCGAGGCGCAAUUAUAUUGGACGGAUGGUAUAGUUAUGUACCACCCUAAAGUAUGUUGUAAUAAUAUAAUCACGUCUGAUCUGUCAGUUCGGUGACGAAAUGAAUAGUCGUUAACCGGGGUUUUUAAACUUAUAUUAUCUCAUAUGUCUAUUUUGUAAAAUAAGUAACGAAUACGGUGUGGAUUCUCCUUAGAAAGUUAAAAUACUAUGUAUUUAGUUAUGUAUACAAAGACUGAGAUUCUCAAGAGAAUUCACAUAAUUAUAUGGUACCUACCUAAUAAUAUAUUGUUGUUAGGUAAAUCUCAUAAAACAACAUGAUAUUGCAACUAUUGUCACGCAAUGAAAAUCGACAAGGUUUUUGUUGCUAUUUUGGCUACCCGCGAACCCUAAAAUCUACGAAUUGUAUAAAUCGAUAUAAAUAUUGUAAGUUAUAAUUAUUACGAAUAAAAUGUUAUUGGCUGGCGAUAGCAAAGUAUUGGAUUGUAAACA
This is a messenger RNA of Cydia splendana, 3061 nucleotides long. RefSeq names its product solute carrier family 35 member F6 (gene Tango9). The record is from RefSeq and is a predicted model, not a curated record. Gene Ontology annotation, cellular component: intracellular membrane-bounded organelle; membrane. The transcript has 8 exons. The coding region runs from base 161 to 1264 and encodes 367 amino acids. Lineage: Eukaryota; Metazoa; Arthropoda; Insecta; Lepidoptera; Tortricidae.